Messenger RNA from Arabidopsis lyrata subsp. lyrata, 1041 nucleotides. RefSeq lists its product as uncharacterized. Bases 387 to 764 code for a protein of 125 amino acids. The transcript has a single exon. NCBI's taxonomy places the organism in Eukaryota, Viridiplantae, Streptophyta, Magnoliopsida, Brassicales, Brassicaceae. The record is from RefSeq and is a predicted model, not a curated record.
UUGCAUUUAAACGAUCUCAACAAUCGAAAAUAAUCUUAAAAAAACGUUGACCUUAAUUUUGGCCUUUUAUGAAACCAAAAGUGUAUCACAUUAGAAGAUACCCAAAGCCAACGACGACAUAUAGAGAGUAGAGAAAGUAGAAGAAAACAACAACAAAGGAGGCAACUUUAUUUGUUUAGUUAAUGACCGUUUCAAAGUAACAGCUCCCUCUUUCCUAUGUCCUCCACAUGUUCCACCAUAACCAAACCCUCCUUUUGCGCCAUCAUUGACAACAACACACAAAACCUCUCUCCCUUUUAUUCUCCUCUUUACAUCACUCUUUCUAACUUCCUCUCUCGUUCUAGCUUUUAUGCUCAUUGUCUCAAUCUUAGGUCUGAAUCUCGGUGAUGGAGAACAGUGUAAACAUGUCUGGGAAAAGUGAGUCCCCAAGAUCACCAACUAGGCUGCAGAGGCAAGCACCCACGGCUCUGCAACUUGACCUUGUUCCCGAUAACCCCUUCUUGCAGCAGUCUUGUGAUGUGGUUGCAACGACAGCUAUUCCUCUGCUUUCACCUCUCUUUGUCUCUCCAAAUCUGCACUCUUCUCUCUCUAAAGAAGGGGACAAUUGCGUGUUUCCGGUGGGAUUUACUGAAAAGAAUGGAUCUCAGCCGUCAAUGGACCACAAGGAAGGGCCGCAAUAUUCGGCUAAGGCCGACAAUAGCAACGAGAUGGCUCUCUUGAAUAUGUUUCAGACCAAGUUCGUGCUUGUAGAUCAUUCACAGUAAGGGUUUUAGGCUUUUAGCAUUUAGGAUGGUCUUACUGUCUUAGAAUCCAAAUGCUUUUCAAUAGUCUUGUACAAACCCAUUUCUCAAGAUGCUGUAAUAAUAGAGGGCUACAUAUAAUUGUAAGUAAGAUCCAGCUUUUGAAAAGUUAAAUUCCAUUUUGUGAAAGAGGAUAGAAACUCAUGAAACAAGUCAAAGUUGAUACGCCUUCUUCGGCCAGAAAAAUCUGUUCUUUUUGUACAACAAGCCAACCAGAGUACACUUUGACAUAAAUAAUCAU